This is a messenger RNA of Batrachochytrium dendrobatidis JAM81, 1081 nucleotides long. RefSeq lists its product as uncharacterized. Bases 323 to 853 code for a protein of 176 amino acids. The record is from RefSeq and is a predicted model, not a curated record. NCBI's taxonomy places the organism in Eukaryota, Fungi, Chytridiomycota, Chytridiomycetes, Rhizophydiales. The transcript has 2 exons.
AGCAUAUUACCUUUGCCAAAUAGAUAUCCAUAUUGAAACUAACAAUAUAUUUAAGACGGCUUCGAUUUUUCAACACCCUAUAUCAGUGGCAGACAAAAAGGCAGAGCUUUGUUGCUGUUGUUUUGUUUGAAAACGCAAGAUAUUUACCACGUCAUAUUACAGAUAGGACCAAACCAAUUUCGAAUCCAAACAAGGGUUGGCGCACUGGCUUACUUGCAUUAUAUAUUUUAAAAAGUUGCAAGUGUGCAGCCAUUAGCUUGGCUGAUACUAAACCCACUUUUAGCACUCCAGUUAAAGCAAACCUCACUGUAGGAGAAAAGCAAUGUCAAUCUUUUUCAAUACAGCAUCAUCAAAACUUAUUCAACCCAUCAUCACAUUUCAAGACAUUGCUGAGACACCAUAUUUUAUCAUUGGUCUGAUUCUCAUCGUGCUAUCUUUAACGACAACGCUCACACUAUCGGUGCGAUAUCUAACGCGUGCAUUUAUAGCCCAAAGAAGAUCUGCAUUGGGAUGGUCAUUGCUUAUCGUCAACGUGACGUCAUUUGUUUCCACAUUUGCCGAGACUCUUAAUACCUAUGUGACCAACUCUGUCGCCAUGACAACUAUUCGAAUUUGGUGCUGGCUGAUCACAGCUAUGCAACUUAAUUUGUUGAGUAUCGAUAUUAUGCAAGUGUAUAGUUUAGUUUUAGGAUUGGAACCAUUGUAUGCUCGAAUUGGUAUAGUCAAAAUUGCUGCCUUUGGCAUACACAUUGCUAUUAAUGCGCUGUUGUACUCAUCAAGUCUAUUUGAUUUUAAUCCGGAUUUAAACAAGUUUUACACAAAAAUAAGCAAAGAGCAUAAUGUUUCCCAGUAAAUUUGGCACCAAUCAAACAUGAGACUAGCUAUUUACUAUAUAUUCCAACUCCACUAGCUAAUGCUUUACUUUACAUAAAUUGUAAUGUACACUUUAUGUAAAACUAACCAAGUACACAAAACCCAGUAUUUAAUCGUUGCCUUUAGUUGAUGAUUAAAACUUGGCUAAUAGGAUUAAAUUUGUUUUAAAUGCCAUCAAACUGCAAAAUAAAUCAACGCCAUGCCACGU